Molecule: messenger RNA, 1130 nt
Organism: Aspergillus ochraceoroseus IBT 24754
Lineage: Eukaryota; Fungi; Ascomycota; Eurotiomycetes; Eurotiales; Aspergillaceae
Product: 3'-5' exonuclease
Exons: 2
Coding region: 32-1102 (356 amino acids)
Biological process (GO): nucleobase-containing compound metabolic process
Cellular component (GO): nucleus; cytoplasm
Molecular function (GO): 3'-5' exonuclease activity; nucleic acid binding
Source: RefSeq, a predicted model, not a curated record
GACUAUAGUUUCUACUUCUCAACUUCUCAGUAUGGAAAUCGGCCCUCGUCAAGUUCCGUGGGCGACCAGCCGCCCUCGGAUACUCCGUACUGUCUGCAAGGGUUCAAGACGACAAUACAGCUCCUAUCCAACCUCGCAAGCAAAAGCUCAGAUAGCUAGUUCCACCGGUCUUGAGAAAGGCAAACUAAUUACAUUAAGCAAAAACUUACCUCCAACCAUCAUAACCGGAUCACAAGAAACCUCAGUUGAAAUUAGUGAGACACCUCAACUGGCUGAGCCUCCUAUUGUUCGCCCCACAAGCAAAAUUCCACCCAAAAAGCUAUGGAGCCAUCGAUUGUAUAAGACCGAAGACGGAAAGGAAAUUAUUGUACAUUACUGCAAAUCCCUCAAAAACACUGAAAAUGUAGCAAAACUUUUUCUUGAGGACAAAGUUCUCGGGUUUGACAUGGAAUGGAAAGCGCAGGCCACUAGCUCGGACACCAUCCAGAACAACGUUUCCCUUAUCCAACUCGCAAAUCGGAACAGAAUUGCGCUCUUCCAGCUAUCUCGCUUUAAGCCCGGAAAGUCUCUCAAAGAUUUCAUUUCUCCCUCUCUACAGCAGAUCCUCGAAUCUCCGGAUAUCACUAAAGUCGGCGUCUCAAUUAAAGCAGAUUGCACCCGUCUGCGAAAGUAUCUAGGGAUCGAUACUAGGGGAACUUUUGAACUCAGCCAUCUACAUAAAUUGGUUAAAUACUCUCGGUCAAAUCCAAAAUUAAUCAACAAGAAACUCGUUCGAUUAGACGAACAAAUUGAGGAGCAUUUCGGACUUCCUCUGGUAAAGGACGCGGAAAUCCGAUGCAGCAAUUGGUCGUCUCCUCUCACUUAUCGGCAGGUUCAAUAUGCUGCAGCCGACGCGUACGCCUGCUACCGCUUAUUCGAUACUCUAGAUGCAAAGCGGAAAGCAUUAGACCCAGUCCCGCCUUUACCAGCACACGCGGAAUUAAACCUCCCUAUACGAAUCAUACAUGACCCAGUCAAGGUUGAUUUGGCCGAGGCUGAGGUUAUCGAGCCCGCACCUAGUUCGAAAACCGAACAGCUCGAUGGGAAAGCCCCAGAUGCUUGAACAAUUGCGGCGGCCAGAAGAACAUCGU